This is a messenger RNA of Toxoplasma gondii ME49, 3189 nucleotides long. Its product is annotated as optic atrophy 3 protein (opa3) protein. NCBI's taxonomy places the organism in Eukaryota, Apicomplexa, Conoidasida, Eucoccidiorida, Sarcocystidae. The record is from RefSeq and is a predicted model, not a curated record. The transcript is spliced from 4 exons. The coding region runs from base 2024 to 3082 and encodes 352 amino acids. Gene Ontology annotation, biological process: regulation of lipid metabolic process. Gene Ontology annotation, cellular component: mitochondrion.
CUGAAAUUGGGAGUCAUGAACUAGGUGUUUAUACUCCAUGAAGUACUGUAAUAGUUCCACGCUUGUGGCAGAUUUUCCUAGGAUUUGGUGACAUAUUUCGGUUGGUUGUUCCUCGAUACGCAGUUUCGGGGUUUCUCGCCACAAGAGGAAGGGACGUUGGGGGGCUGGGCGGUCGAUAAGCUUUUUUUAGAUGCCUUGUGCCACUAACUCUAUUCGCGCCGGCUCUCUUUGAGGGCAUCUUCGACUAUGCAUGCAUAUCUCUCUUCAAAGAUUUGAGGAGAGUCUUCCGAACCCGGUGAACAGAAUACAAUUUUCCACAAACGCACGUCGCGCAGAUUGCUGCCGUUUCUCGCUUCGCAUGGACGUGUGUCUUCAGCGCAACAGCGCAUACCGAAUGCCAAGUCAAAAUACAGGAGUGUUCCAAAAUCCAGGAACGCCAUGCUCUGCAAAAGGAUGGAAAAACUCCAUUGAGAGCGAUACCAUAAGCUUUCGUGGUGCGUACUGUCUGACCCACUCAAGGUUGUUGUUUAAAACACGAGUGUCAUUGGGAAAAUCCCCGAUUUCCCCGAGUUUUGCGAAGCAGACGUUCGUUUUCUACGGUUCGAAGUGGCGUCUUGCUGCUGGGUUGGCAAUACAAUUUUCCGUGCGUUUCUGUUCGAAUGUACUCUCUUCUGGACUGAAGGGCAAACGAAGGGCAGGCUUCGUGCUUUCUAACGUGCUGGGCACCGCGUACGUCCGCCGAAGCAAAACAACGGCAUCGCCGCUACGGGGAACACGCGCGGAACCGAGCGACAAUCGCCUGCGGAGUGCUAGGCUUCGAGUUGUUAUUUUGCACCAUGACACCGAUUUUUUAAUGAGAUCACCCGAUAAACGAGUCCGUUCGCCGCUUUUGCGGAGCUUCAAGCGACAGCUGUCCCUCCGAAUGCCUUUCCCACUGCUGUUGUGCGUACGCGUCGCCAGCGCGAUAGUCUUCUGGUUUUCUUCACGCUUCCAUCGCUACUCGCUUGAAUAUGUUGACCCAUUUGUUCCUACAUGCGCAUGCAAUUUGAGGUGGUCACGUAUAUAAGUGCCGGGGUAGAUUCAUAUUUAUGCUGGCAUGUGUUGAAGACUUUGACGCAGAAAAUGUGGUGAAUGCUUGCCAGCGAUCCGUGGGAUAUGCUUCGCAAAAAAGUGGCGAGGAUGCUUGCACUGCACGGCUUCGGGGGACGGAGGUUCAUGACUCUUCAUGAAUCCAUGCCAGCGAUAUAAUAUGCUUUCCCUGGAUUUGCCCUCAAAAGCAUCGACCGGGAAUGAACCCAUCGUCACCUUUAGGGAACUAAGCAACUGAGAUGUUAUCUUCAAUACCCACAGUACUCGUACACUCAAUUCCACUUGUGUAUUGAUCCGCCCAUUUAUAGAUUUGUGCUGUCCAUACACAUAUCUAUCACUAUGUACGGGAGACGGCGUUGCGUGUGGCGAAAAAAAGCCUUGUAAUAGCUGUCCGGUAGAUUUAUGAGUUGUUGGGCAGCUUUUUUUGUCUACACUUUGGUCGGUCACCGACGCUUAAGUCCGCGAAUCCAUCGCCUGUAAACUCGCGCAAGUCGGUUAAUGGUUCACGAUGGCCUCGAGACAGCCCGCGGCCCCUGUGCGGUUCUUUAUCAGGUUGGACAGACCCACGUGUCAGGUGAAAAAGAUGAGUGCUUAGAAGAAAGCGUUAUGAACGUCGUGAUUUUGGACUCUUUCGUUUUCUAUCUUGUAUCCUUCCUCCUCCAAGGGGUACUAUGCGCCGGCUCUAAACGCCUCUCACUUCAGUGCCAGCUGUGUGUCCCGAAAAGAAACGGUGUCAUGUCUUUUGCUCCUUGUCAGCAGUGGGCUGCAUAGCUGAUUAUGAGUCAAGCCUUGAAGAGGGUAGCAGGCGACGACACCGGUAUUCAGAAAUAAGGCGUGUGGCGAAGUCUACCGCGCGGUGGAUGUCUGCGGAAACGGGAGGCCACAAAAUGCUCGGCAGGGGCUGCCUGUAGAAGAGCCUUCAGCCUCCUCAAAAAUGGUGUUCCCUGCGGCGAAGCUGUUUUCCGUCGCCAUCCGCCAGGUGUCAAAGCCGAUGGCCUCGUACAUGCAAAAAAAGGCGCAAAACAGCCCCCGGUUCAAGGCCAUAUGCGUUGGAAUAGCCAGUCGAUACAAUGCAGUUGAGCAGAUAAUCAUCAAUCGUUUCUACGGCCGCAGUAACAAAGCUGCGCCGGUCCGCAAACUCAAUGAAACAAAAGCAAUCGAACUCGGAGCCACUGUCUUCGGCGAGUUUGUCAUCUUCGGAGUCGCGGCGAUUGCUCUGGGUUUUGAAUAUCGACGGAGCCUUAUGAAAGAGGCGGCAAAGGAGCGAGAAUUGCUCGAACGACUUUACGUCCUGGAGGCGCAGAUUCUUCAACUCCAGGCGGAGAAUGAUCGUGUACUUCAAAGUCUCUUCCCGCACGAGCAGCAUGCGCGCGAGGAGGUUGAUGUCAACAUUGACCAAGGCCCCGGGUGGCUUUCAUGGCUUGCACAGCCCAUAACAGGUUUGUUCAGCACGGAAGGCAGCGUAAAAGACGGCGACGGCGACGCCAAGACCGGUGUUUCGGUUCAUGCCACUCAAGGUGUCGUUUCAGGUGUCUAUCCAUCCCGGCACAUCCCACCUCCACCAGGCCUCGAACGCGCCCCGAUACCGAAGCAGCCGAGCGAAGUUGGAUUUCUGUCGCUGCCCUCUCUCGCGUCAGAGGCACUGCCAACCUUUCCUCUUCCUAAAGCCUUCUCGGAUGCCGUGGCUAGUUUGUCCGGCAACUUGGACUCCCUCUCCCAUCUACGUGGAGCAGACCUCCCGCAUUUUAUGCGAGAGCAGCGACACUCUCCAGACGCUUCGGAACAAGGCGAAAAGACCGAUGGGCGGCUCUGUGAAGCGGCGCCCGUUGCUGAUGACACGGCUUGUGAGCGUGUGCCCAGAUUUGCGAAAAGUGACUCCGUGGCGGGCUCGUCCGCUUCAAAGCUUGGCGGGCUUUAUGUGCCGAAACUCUGGGGCCCGCGAGCACCGGAAGAUGAUCUCGAAAAGAACGGCGGAACUGGACAUCGUGGGUAAUGCUUCACUGUAGCGUAGUACUCUUGUAAAGCACGGCAUAUCGCAACAAACUCCGGUACUAUGUGUUGAACAAUAAUAUAACUCUAUCCGUUAAACGAAUAUCUCCA